Messenger RNA from Mesorhabditis spiculigera, 99 nucleotides. The record is from the annotation of a GenBank genome assembly. Lineage: Eukaryota; Metazoa; Nematoda; Chromadorea; Rhabditida; Rhabditidae.
AUGGCAACACCGACAAACGGAUCAGCAUGCGAGUCGAAAAAGACCGUGUCACCAUCGACUUCCGGAGCGAAGAAGACGAUCUGCUGGAGCGCGGAAUUG